GAUUCUCCCAAUGUAAACAUUGCGAAAACGUCUCUUGUUUCCAAACAUCCCAUUUCGGCGUGUUUUGCCACUGUCCGUGUCAGAGAAUGGACUUGGAAAACAUCCAACCAUAUUACUUCGGAGAUAUCAGCUGCUGGUCCGAGAGAACCGAGGUCCACAAGGCGGCGUCGCUCGGUCAGGCUUCCCAUCUGCAGCACCUCAUCCAGUGCGGCGCAUCUGUCAACAUCGUGGCCGUGGACUCCAUCACUCCUCUGCACGAGGCCUGCCUGCGCGGACAGGCGCAGUGCGCCCGGUUGCUUCUGGACGCCGGAGCACAGGUGGAUGCGAGGAAUGUGGACGGCAGCACCCCGCUGUGUGAGGCCUGCUCUGUGGGCAGUUUGGAGUGUGUGAGGCUCUUGCUGGAGCGAGGCGCCAAGGCCAACCCUGCCCUCACCUCUCGCACUGCCUCACCCCUCCAUGAGGCCUGCAUGGGAGGCAACUCGGACUGCGUGAAGCUCCUGAUUGCUGAGGGCGCCUGUCUGGAGGCCUACGACCUUUACUACGGGACCCCGCUGCAUGUAGCCUGUGCUAACCAACACACGCGCUGUGUGAAAGAGCUUCUAAAUGCUGGUGCCAAAGUGAACGCGGCCCGGCUGCACCAGACGGCGCUGCACCACGCCGCAAAGAGCGCGCAAGUGGAACUGAUCGAGACCCUCGUGGACUUCGGCGCCAACAUUUACGCCCGGGAUAAACACAACAAGAAACCCGUCGACUACGCCACGCCGGACUCUCCGGCUGCAGCUUGCCUGCGCUCUCACGAGGCCAUUCCCAUGAGCCUCCAGCAACUCUGCAGGUUGGCAGUGCGACAGAAGCUGGGCACCAGGGCUCUGAAGGGGCCUGCUGUGCUUUGAGAAGUAAGCGUGAAUAAUGAAGAAGAAGAAGAAAAAAAGAAGAAGAAAAGAAGAAGAAGAAGGAGAAGGAGCCUCGCUUGCCUGCUGGACCUCGACUGGACUCUUCAUGCUGCUGUUUGCUGUCAAGCUGGUGGCCAACGUUAGCGGCUCUGCCGCUAAGAAGGCGUUUAUGUGUAUAGUCUGUACAAGGAUGUCUACAGAUCAUCAGGGGGCACAACGCAGAAGGAGGCGAGGUAAGGAACAGUUCCUAUUGCAUAAUCUAAGAAUGUGCUUCAUUGACAAUAGUUCAUCGGUACAGGUCACAUAACAAUUUGGCCUCGAGGUAGCUAUCCAUAAAUUGCCUCAUCUGUCAGUGUAGUGCAUUUCUUGUCAUUACUGUCAGUGCUGUAGAGAAUGUGGUGUUUUUGAUUGACUGACAUCUCAUGCUAUAUGUGGUUUUAUUGCAAUGUGAACAUGUCUCGCAAAGAAAAUAUUUGAUUACAUGUCAAAUGUUUUUUUAGCUUGAUGUCAUGCUCUUUAAAGGUUGAGUGAAUUUUGGCUUAACAUGAUGGUUAAAGUAACGCGAUGUGACAAACUGUAUCAACAACCAAGAUGUCUUGUGUGUAGGUACAAAUGCACAGUCCAAUAGAAGGGCUACAUAAAACAGGUAUCAAAAUGUUAUUUGCAUUAAAUGUGGCAUUUUUAAAAUCUGUAUCACACUUUGCUACAUUUGAAAUAUGUUACUGAGUAAAAUGUGGUUUUAUCAUAAAAACGCUAGGAAAAAAUGUAUACAGAAAAUACCCAAAGCAUCUAGUAAAAUCUCCAUGAGAGAAAAAUAUACGUGACGUGUUGAUCAGAAAGCUGUGUUUGCCUGCAGAGACUGAGCUAGCAACAACAUUGUAAACAACAAAUCUGUGCAAGGAUGUUAAGGUGAGUUAAAUAUUAUAAUUGUGGCUAUUGUAUAGUUAGCUAGGAUGUUUGUUUAAUUUUGCAGAGUGAUAGCUAGCUUUUGGAACCUGGCAUCUCAUAAAUAUGACUUGAAUUAAUGUAGCCUAAAGCCAGGAGGUCGACUAAACCAAGAUUUUUGUUUUCAUUAUUCAAUUUUAUGGUAUUUUAGAGCCUCAAGCUAAGUAGUGUAAUAAUCAAACUGGACUUAGAUGUGACCCAUGAGGAAUGCCACAUUUUCUGGAAUUUAUCACAAAUGUAUGUUUUGUAUGAAACCUGUUAUUCACAAACGACGCAUCUACUGGAGCUGGAGGCCUUUGAGUGACAUUGUGGCUACAAGGAAGCAAGCCUUGGAAGUACCAGAAUCGCCAACAAGCAAACUAAAUAAGUAAUGCAAAAUUCAAGUUCAAUUGCUGCUUUGAUUUAAUAGAAAAUACAGCAAAUAAUACUGUAAAGACAGUUUAAGAUAGAAUUACAGUAGAGCAGGGGAAAGUAGAAACUGUUGUAUGCUUGGAGUUGAGUAUGACCUGAUCCCUUUGAUUUGAUUUGAAAAGAUUU
This is a messenger RNA of Phycodurus eques (leafy seadragon), 2372 nucleotides long. It is a transcript of the gene asb13a.2, whose product is annotated as ankyrin repeat and SOCS box containing 13a, tandem duplicate 2. Lineage: Eukaryota; Metazoa; Chordata; Actinopteri; Syngnathiformes; Syngnathidae. The record is from RefSeq and is a predicted model, not a curated record. Gene Ontology annotation, biological process: protein ubiquitination; positive regulation of protein catabolic process; intracellular signal transduction. The coding region runs from base 87 to 890 and encodes 267 amino acids. The transcript has 10 exons. Gene Ontology annotation, molecular function: protein binding.